Messenger RNA from Peniophora sp. CBMAI 1063, 819 nucleotides. Lineage: Eukaryota; Fungi; Basidiomycota; Agaricomycetes; Russulales; Peniophoraceae. The record is from the annotation of a GenBank genome assembly.
AUGCCACGGACACACGCCUCAGCAUCUACGUCACCUGUCUCGAGCUCGCCGCCGAACGUGCGGUCGCCUAUGGCUUCGACCGCGGCCGCGCGCCGGCGGUCGCAGCCGACGCUGCCUGGAUUCCGGGUCAAUACUCGGCCCAAACAGCGCAAGGUCGAAGAGCUGACUUUGCGGGAACUUAGGGAUACGUAUGAACGCAACGCGCGCAUACUCGCCCAGCCUGCGCCGUCGACGUCGACGUAUGUCCCCCGGCUGCAGGCGGAGCAGGCCAAGAUCGAGUCAAGGUUGAUCGACCUCGAGGGCGUGCGGGAGAUCCAGACGACGCUGCAGAGGACGACGCUGAACGAGGGGGAGGCCAUGAGCGUCGAUGGCCCCUCUGAUGCGCCCCAGUACCGCGCCAUUGACGCUAAACGCCAGGCCGCUUUCAGCGCCGUUUCACACGAUCCGCAUGCUCUAUCGCUACAGAAGGCUAUGCAACUCGAACAGGAGGCCGAAGCCCUCGAACGAGAACGCAAACAACGCGCGGAAGAGAAGCGACUGCGCGUGGGCAAACCAACGCCGGACGAAGUGCUCACGCGCCAGGAGCGCGAAGCACGCUUGUGGGCAUUCAUGAACUACAAAUGCUCCGACUCUGAAGAAGACGACGAAGAUGAAGACGCGGACGAUCCCGCAACCUGGUUCGAGGACGACCAGGAUGACGGGCGCAAGGGGCAGAAUCUCAUUGAGCCCGAUAACCCUGACGAAUUCGAAAUCGACCCGAACAUCAUCGCGGUCGAUUUUGGGCGCGCAUACGAGUUCCGCGAUGGCACAGGGGCAUAG